Fraxinus pennsylvanica is the source of this 1389-nucleotide messenger RNA. NCBI's taxonomy places the organism in Eukaryota, Viridiplantae, Streptophyta, Magnoliopsida, Lamiales, Oleaceae. The record is from the annotation of a GenBank genome assembly.
AUGGUCGAUGACGGUGCUUUUUCUCCGGCCGGAGAGGGCUCAUCGGGGACCAUCGGCAUCCAAUUAACUAUGGAAGGAGGUUCUGGAAAUAGAGGAGAACUGCUUGAGGAUGAUGACGAGGAAGAGUUUGAGAUGGAAACUGAUGAUCUCGAUGAUGAAAGUGACCAAGUUCUCGGAAUCAAAAGCAAUGGCCUUGAGAAUGUUACUGAACUAGUUCCGGGAGUCGAAAGAAAUGACCUUGAGAAUGAUGGUGAACAAGUACUUGAUAUUGACAGUGCUGACCUUGAGAAUGACAGUGAGCAGGUGCUUGAAUUUGAAAGCAACGAGCAUGAGAGCAAUAGCGACCAAUUGCUUGAGAUUCCAAGCAACUACCAUGACAGUAACAGUGACCAAAUGCUUGAGAUUCCUGGCAAAGAGUAUGAGAAUGACAAAGAUGCUCAUAUUGCUAACGUUGAUGACCAAAUUGAUGGGUCGAAGGGAAAGUUUUAUCUCCCUCCUGUUGUGGGAAUGGAGUUUGAAUCAUAUGAUGAUGCUUAUAACUAUUACAACAGCUAUGCCAAGGAGGUUGGAUUUGGCAUCAGGGUCAAAUCUUCUUGGACCAAGCGUAACAGCAAAGAGAAGCGUGGUGCAGUGCUCUGUUGCAAUUGUGAGGGUUUCAAAACAAUGAAAGAAGCAAACGCUCGAAGAAAGGAAACUAGGACUGGAUGCCUAGCAAUGAUAAGGUUGAGGUUGGUGGAGUCCAACAGAUGGAGGUUGGAUGAAGUUAAACUUGAACAUAACCAUUUAUUUGAUCCAGAAAGGGCUCAAAACUCCAAAUCACAUAAGAAGAUUGAUUCAGGAGCCAAAAGGAAGUUGGAGUCAGCUGUUGAUGUAGAACUUUCUGAGGUAUAUACCAAGGACAUAUUCUUAAAGUUCCAAGAUGAAGUGGAGCGGAUGUCUAACUGUUUUAGUGUGACUCAGAUUCAUGCUAACCAGCCGGUCAUCACCUAUAUAGUCAAAGAACAAGAUCCCAAGGGAGAUUCAAGAAACUUUGAAGUUAUUUAUGAUAAAGUAGGAGCCGAGGUGCGCUGUAUUUGCAGUUGCUUCAAUUUCAGAGGAUAUCUGUGUCGACAUGCAUUGUGCGUCCUUAACUACAACGCGGUGGAUGAAGUCCCAAGUCAUUACAUCUUAUCGCGAUGGAGGAAGGAUUUGAAACGCUUGUAUGCACCAGAUCUAGGUUCCAACAAUAUCGAUAUCACAAACCCUGUUCAAUGGUUUGAUCACUUGCAUAGACGUGCAGUGCAAGUUGUAGCAGAGGGAAUGACGUCUCAAGAUCAUCAUAUGGUUGCUUGGCAAGCAUUCAAGGAGUCACUUAAUAAGGUACGACUUGUUGCAGACAAACAUGUAUAA